Molecule: messenger RNA, 1224 nt
Organism: Blepharisma stoltei
Lineage: Eukaryota; Ciliophora; Heterotrichea; Heterotrichida; Blepharismidae
Source: the annotation of a GenBank genome assembly
AUGUUCAAUGUAUUUUCGUAUGAUCAAAAAUUAAAAGAAAGAACAGAAAAAGAAAAAGAAAUUCAGAAAGCAUAUAAACUUAGACAAAGAAAUUUAAAAAUAAGGAAAAAGCUCAACGAUAAUUAUGAUCAUAGAAUCAGCCAAUUUAUUGUCAGUAUGGUAAAAAAUCCUAUACAAAUCAAUGUUUAUCAAAAACCCCUUGAAACGGCUGGACGAACAACAGAUCCAGCUAAGUUUAAAGGUCACGCUCAUCUUAUACUAAAAGGCUAUCAAUCUGAAAGGCAAAGACUCGCCAAUUCUAUGAGGCAUAACCAAUUUUUAAGCUCAGUUCCAUUAAAUCUCUUACUUCUUUCCCAUGUUUGCUUGAUCAACGAUGCAGUUUAAAAAAAAAUAUAUAAAAAAUUUAAUAUUAACCUAAAUUUUUCAAUCUAAAUUUUUUUUAUAUGCUAGCCGAAUGCAAUGAAAGCAAAUAUGUUAGAAAUCGAGUUGAAAUUGCAUAUUAUCGAUUAUACAGUAAAAUGUCUAAGAUUUAUUACUAUUAAAGAUAGGUAACUAGAUUUCAGAUUGGGUUUUCUUUUUUUGCCGUCUAAAAAGCGUUUGAUCAAGGAUAGGGCUAAUUUUCCAAUUUCUAAGAAAUUUUCAAUUCUGUUGUUCGAUCAAAUAUAGGAGGAAUUAGAAAAAUGGCGAGAUAGAGAUGAAGAGAAAGAGCUCAAUGAAAGAAUGUAUUUUAAACCCAGAACUAAUUUAGAAAGGGUUAAAGAUGAGCUAAUGACAAGGCAUAUAGAUAUCAGAGAAAUAGGCGAUGAAUAUAAAAAUAAACCCAAGCCAAAGCUAGAGUUAAAAAAAUCAGUUUCAAGUGAAGAAGAACAAAAAAAUGAGAAAAUUGAAGAGCUGGUAGGGCCAAAAGAAAUAUUUGCAAGUCUUCACUAUAAAACCUAUUUCAAAAGUGUAAAAAGCAUCUUAACCACUAGAAGUUUGAAUAGCUUGAGCAAUAGUUCUCCAGAAUUCGAUCCUAGAAUCAUUAAGGAAAUCAGAAAAGCAAUGAAACCAAGUGAUCUUAAACCUCAAGAACUCCCUAUUUUAGCUGCUGAGUGCUUGAAGUCAUGCGAUGUACAGAAAGAACCUAAAGAAGGGUUUUUAAGAGCUGGGCAAGGGAAAUUGGUAGGAAAUCCUGAGAUUUCUGUUUAUGAGACAUAUGAACUUCUUAAUCGAAUUUCUAAAUAA